UCAGAUUUUAGUCCAAAAAGAUAAGGAAUGAACCUAAUAUUGAACUGCGUUGAUUUUACCCUUUCUAAUUACCAACAGCAUGUACUGUUUGCUUAUCUUUUUUGAAGUUUAUUUUGGACUAGCGUUUUGCACUUGCACAUGGAAAUUGUAUAUAAGGGUGAAAUUUGGAAAUAAUAAAUCAGACUAUUGUUGACCACCAACCUACUGGCUUCCAACUUACCCAGCCAAUUUAUUUUGCUCCAUUUGGAUUUAGCUGUUUUCACUUGGCUAGUUUGCACGAUCGCAGAAAACGCUCUGCGACCCAACAUUUUGGCGCCCAACGUGGGGCUCGAGUAAGUAUUCGCAUCUGGUAUUUCGUGGACACUUGGUCAUCAGCACGGAACUCCACCAUUGGACUACACCGCUGGACUUUAUCAUCCUCGUUGAAUAUUGGAACCUAAUUGCCAUAACCAUUGCCCAGCAGCACUAGUUUUGUGGUCUCUACUGGUCUCUUCUGGACUCCUGUUUCACCACCAUUACGCCGCCGCUACUGGUUUGCCUUCCGUCGUCCACCCAAACGUAAGUAACCACUAUACUUGCAAAUUGAUACAGAAUGUCAUUGGAUUUGCUAAAGCAACAACGUGCAAAUGUCAAGAAAAACAUCACUCGAAUCAAAAAUAUCAUCGACGGUAGUUUGCGAUCAGGUGGAAAAGCACUUUCACCUGCUGAAUGCAAGUGCCGCCUCGGUAUCCUGGAAUCUUAUUUCAAGCAAAUCCUGACGACUCAGACAGACAUCGAAAGGUUGGAUGCCGAGGAUAGCAGAUAAUUGAUCGUGAGUAUAGCUUGUCCAACAAUGAAAAAUUCAAUCACCUGCGGAAUUGCCUACAAGGUCAAGCGUUGGAAACAGUGGACGCAUUUCAGGUAACAAAUGAGAAUUAUCCAAAGGCAUUGGAUAGGCUAAAGGCUCGCUAUGAUAAUAAUUUUUUUGGAAAAUAUUUCAUCAUUGUUCGAACUACCAGUUGUUACUAAAACAAAUGGUAUUCAGCUUAGAAGUCUUAUCGAUAAGGCUUCAUCAAAUAUGGAUCUCUCUUGUCGCUCGGUACUGACAUGCAAAUAUCACAAGCUAUGCUAAUCUAUUUAGUUUUGCAGAAGUCCGAUGAACAAACCAGCAAGAAAUUGAAAGAAUCACUAGAUUUCAAAUCAUUUCCAACAUGGGAAGACUGCACUAGGAUAUUGGAGAGACACUGCCAGUAUUAGGAGUCUAUUGACAGCGCUCACACCAGCAACCCUGUUACCAACAAAUCGCCAUCAAGCAAGUCAAAGGGCCAGCAACGAGGAUACGCUUUUUCUUGCUCCAACACACCAUGUCCAAUUUGUUCCAAUUCACGCCAUAAACCUUUGAAGUGCAAGCGCUUCAAGGCACUUAGCAUCGCUCAGCGCUUUGAUAAUGCAAAGAAGUUUGGUCUGUGUAUCAAUUGCCUUUCAAAGGGGCAUCAAGUAACGCAUUGCCAAUCAUCGCAUCGGUGCAAGGUUUGUCAAAGGCAACACCACACUCUACUUCAUCGUGGAUCAGCACCAAACCAACAAGCCACAAGUCCUUCAUCUUCAACAACGGAGGCUACUGUACAUACACAUAUGAAAAACUCGUCCAGUGACAGCAUCAUUCUUGCAACUGCAAAGGUUUGGGUUCGUGACUCAUCUGGCAACUACAAAUUGGGUAAGGCACUGUUGGUCUCCUGUUCCCAGGUUAACUUCAUCAGGAAUGAAUUUUCGCAAAAAUUAAGGUUGUCAAGAAGUAAGCAGAAUAUUGAAAUCCAAUGCAUUGGUAAGUCGUCGACCAAUAUCAAGUAUAAAACAACAACUAAUACCAAAUCGGUAGUCACUGGUUUCAAGCUCCCAUUGACCUUCUGCAUCACAACCCACAUUGCCUAUCAACCGGAUCCAGAAAUCGACAUUUCUUCAUGGAACAUCCCAGCUAAUGAAUCUCUGGAUGCAUGGUUGGAGAAAUUGUGGAAAUUGGAGGAAGUUGCUACUGCCGCGGAUCCUUGGACUCGUGAACAGCACAGUUGCGAACGAUUAUAUCUCAAUACAGUCUCCAGAAACUCCUGUGGCAGAAUAGUUGUAAGAUUGCCCUUGAAGGAUGAUCCUAGUUGUUUGGGCGACUCAUACGUAACGGCUUUGAGACGGUUUCAUGCACAAGGACGUCGUUUCGAGAAGUUACCUCUUCUAAAGGCGCACUACAUCGAAUUCAUGGAUGAAUACAAAGGUUUGCGAAACAUGAGCGUUGUGGAAAACCCAAAGGUAAAUGAACCACAUUAUUAUAUUCCUCAACACUGUGUUCUUAAGCCAACAAGUACAACAACCAAGCUGAGGGUCGUAUUCGAUGCAUCCUGUCGAACGACAACCCAAAAAUCGCUUAACGAUUUACAGAUAGUAGGACCUACUUUGCAAGCUGAACUAUUCAUUCUGCUUUUGCGCUUUCGGCUUUAUCGGUAUGCGCUCACCGCCGACAUCAUCAAAAUGUAUCGGCAAGUUGUAAUGCACGAAGACGACCGGAAAUACCAAUAUAUUUUAUGGAGGAGUUCACCCACUGAGGAGGUUUCGACAUAUCAACUCAAUACGGUAACUUAUGGAAUGGCAUCCGCUCCAUACUUAGCUAUACGGAGCAAAUAAGGCAAGAGGUAACUCAAUUACUAGAUUUAGGUGGAUUUAAAUUAGCUAAAUAGCACUCUAAUCAACAACGGUUCAGAGAAGACAGUUUAGCUAAGGAUCUUAAUUUGGAUACGUCUAUCACAAGCACACUUGGAAUGAAAUGGGACCAAAACAUCGAUUGUUUCCUUUUUUCUUUUCAACCACCUUUGCGAUCAACUAAUUGCAUCACCAAACGGUCGAUUCUUUCCACGGCAUCAUCGCUAUUCGAUCCUCUUGGUCUCCCGGCUCCAGUAAUCAUAAAAUCAAAAAUCCUUUUGCAGGAAUUACGGCUCCUGAAGUUAAACUGGGAUGAGACGGUUCCCCAAACCAUCGAAUAUGCGUGGAAGAGCUUUCUCAGCGAAAUAUCGGACCUUUCGUUAAUCAAGGUGCAUAGGUAUUGCCUUUCGGUAGGUGCUCAGUUAUUCCAAUUGCAUGGCAUUGUCAGCAAAGAUGGAGCAACAUUCGUUCGCUUGCUCACAGCAAAAUCAAGAGUUGCACCGUUGAAAAAACAAUCACUGCCGAAAUUGGAGCUUUGUGGCGCUGUUCUUCUCGCUCGUUUACUUGCUAAUAUUAUACCAAUUUUUUUCUGAUAAAUCUUUUAAUGUUUUUCUUUGGACAGACUCGCAGAUACAUUGGCUAAAAGUGCAUUCAGCUACAUUAUCAACCUUUGUCGGCAACAGGAUGUCGGAAAUCCAAUGGAGGCACGUUCCCACACAAGACAACCCAGCGGCCAUAAUAUCUAGAGGAUGCACCGUGAAUGAGCUGUCCAAAUCAAUGUGGUAUGAUGACCCCAAGUUUUUAUACAAGGAGAUGGAAAACUUGCCGAGGAAUAAGUGCGAUAGCCUAGACCUGGAAGUCAUUGAAAGUGAAAAACGGAAAUCAGCAUUUAAACCGGUUCAAGAAAUUAAGACACACUGCUACCUCGAACAACACGGAGCCACUUUCACCACAGGAGCUGCAUCACGGCUUACUAUGCAUACUUUGGAAUAUUCAGCAACAACAUUUUUCUAAUGAAAUUCAUCUUUUGCAGAAAGAUCGACAUCUUCAUCGGAAAAACUACCACGCUGGACCUAAGGCACUCGUAGCAUUGAUAAGACUGCAAUUUUGGAUAAUAAACGCACGCGACGUGGCAAGGCGGAUCGUGAGGUCAUGCAUACACUGCGUACAAUACAAACCAAAACUUUAACAACAAGUCAUGGGACAUUUACCAGUCGGGCGGCUUACUCCAUCACGCCCCUUCGUGCGCUGUGGCAUCGACUUCUGUGGACCAGUCAACGUUUACUUACGGAAUCGUGGCAAGACACCUUACAAGGCGUAUAUCGCGAUCUUCGUAUGCCUUGCAUCAAAGACAGUGCAUAUCGAAACCGUAACCGGCUUAUCCACAGACGCAUUUUUGGCAUCACUAAAGAUUGAUUGAUUGGGAGAAGAGGUCUACAGAGGACUACAAACUUUGUCGGAGCUUGUAGCAAACUUGCAGAGCUCCUCAUUUUGGCGGUAUAUGGGAGGCGGCAGUCAAGUCAACGAAGGGUCAUCUCAACUGCAGCAAUGACAGAGCUAGACUGACAUUUGAAGAGUUAUCGACAGUUCUGGUAGAAAAGAGGCGGUAUUGAAUUCCCGGCCGAUAUCACCAUUAUCAGCAGACCCAAGCGACUACGAGGCACUAACACCUGCACAUUUCAUCAUUGGCAGCUCCCUACUAGCUCUUCCGGAGAAAACCAUAUCGACUAAUAUAGACAACUCGCAGCGAUGGACCCAAGUGACAGGAAUUAAGCAAGCAUUUUGGAAAAGACGGUCUCACGAAUAUUUUAAUGAGCUUCAAGCACGCUCAAAUUGGUUUUGGGAUCGUCCCAACAUCAACGAAAACACAAUGGUCAUCAUCCACGAAGACAACGUACCACCACAGAAAUGGCAUCUUGGGAGAGUAAUCAAUUGUAUACCAGGAAAGGUCUCUCGAAUCCGUGUGGUUGACAUUCGAAAACCAAGAGGAAUUCGGCGCCCAGUUCAUAAAUUGGCAGUGCUACCUGUUUGAAAGGCCUUUCAACCGGUCCGGGAUAUUGGGUCAUGGUUGGGAACACCUGCAUCAGCUGUAUUGAUAUUUGCCUUCUAUUUACUUACUUCUUAGCUAAUUACCUAAACUAAUUAUCAAGUUUAGCUACGCAAAGUCAUUCACCUUAUUAUUGCAUUAAGUCAUACCGCUAAAUGUUCUUACAUACGUAAAUUAUUUGCAUCCAUUUUUUUAACCACUCUUCCAGUGUUGCCACAGUCAAAUAUUUUUUCCUACCAAAAUUUCGUACC
Rhagoletis zephyria (snowberry fruit fly) is the source of this 4965-nucleotide messenger RNA. RefSeq lists its product as uncharacterized. The record is from RefSeq and is a predicted model, not a curated record. NCBI's taxonomy places the organism in Eukaryota, Metazoa, Arthropoda, Insecta, Diptera, Tephritidae.